Lodderomyces parapsilosis is the source of this 1122-nucleotide messenger RNA. RefSeq lists its product as uncharacterized. Gene Ontology annotation, molecular function: dioxygenase activity. The coding region runs from base 1 to 1122 and encodes 373 amino acids. The transcript has a single exon. NCBI's taxonomy places the organism in Eukaryota, Fungi, Ascomycota, Pichiomycetes, Serinales, Debaryomycetaceae. The record is from RefSeq and is a predicted model, not a curated record.
AUGUCAUUCCAGGAAAUACCGGUGCUUGAUCUUCGUCAAGCGUUCAACCCUGAAACUAAGCCGCAAUUUCUUUUUCAGUUGAGAAAUGCCAUGAUCAAUGUUGGUUUUCUACUCUUAAAUCAUUACGAGGAAAUUGGUCCAACUGAAGCAGAUCUUGCUGAGAUUAAAGAACAGGCAGAGGAGUUUUUCGCAUUACCCGACGAGGUGAAGUUAGGUUGUGAAAUGACGAAUUCAAGACACUUUUUAGGGUAUACUCGUUUGGCGAAUGAGAUUACUGCAUCCCAUACAGAUUGGAGGGAACAAAUCGACCUUGCUACCGAACUUCCAGCUCCAUCAGAAGAUGAACCAAUUUACAAAAACAUCGAAGGACCAAACCUUUGGCCUGAUGCCAGUAAGAUUCCAAACUUUAGACCCACAGUGGAGAAUUAUAUCUCAAAAAUGACUAGGUUGAGUACAGUUGUGAGAAAACUUGUUUCUGAAUCCAUUGGCUUAGAUAGUGACGCCCUUGAUGGUUACUUCAAGCCAAACCAACAGUGCAAAAUGAAACUCAUAUCGUAUCCAGAUGAGUCUGCGUUGGCAAGCACAAAGUCGGUUGCAUUAGAUGACACUCCAUUAACUGGCCAAGGUGUUGGUCCCCACAGAGAUUCGGAUCUACUCACUUAUAUCUUCCAAGCUACUGACCAUGAAAAUUCCUUACAAGUGCAAAAUUUUCAAGGAAAAUGGAUUACGGUUCCAAACAUCCCCAAUCACUUGGUGGUCAAUAAUGGACAGACAUUGGAGGCGAUAACUCAAGGUGUCUGUAAAGCCACAAUCCAUCGGGUAUUGAUUCCGAAACCGGGAAGCGGUACUAGGAUUUCAAUUCCAUUUUUCCAGACCAUUGAUUUAGAUUGUUUCAAAACUCCGGUGAAGGAUAUUCCUGAAGACAUUAUAAAAUUGAAAGAGGAAAGAGAUCAAAAGAUUAAAGAUUGGGCGGUUGAUGUAGGAUUUCAGUUCAAGCCGGAUGUUGAAAAAGAGCCAAUCGGCUACGCUGUGUUUAGAAACAGGAUCAAAUCCCAUCAGGAUGUCGCGAAAAGAUGGUACCCCACUAUUUUGAAGCAGGUAUUGCAAGAAUACUCCUAUUAA